Molecule: messenger RNA, 2038 nt
Organism: Ceratosolen solmsi marchali
Lineage: Eukaryota; Metazoa; Arthropoda; Insecta; Hymenoptera; Agaonidae
Gene: slmb
Product: beta-transducin repeat containing E3 ubiquitin protein ligase slmb
Exons: 8
Coding region: 3-1541 (512 amino acids)
Molecular function (GO): protein dimerization activity
Source: RefSeq, a predicted model, not a curated record
CAAUGACGAUACUGUACGAUCCUGCUCGAAAAAAAGAACCACCAUCUUCUAUAUCCGUACAAUACACUCACGAGCGAGAUCAGUGCAUGAAGUACUUUGAAAAAUGGAGUGAGCCAGAACAAGUGCAUUUUGUUGAGCAAUUACUGGCACGGAUGUGUCACUAUCAACAUGGCCACAUCAACGCUUACCUAAAGCCUAUGCUACAGCGAGAUUUCAUAUCUCUACUGCCGAAAAAAGGACUUGAUCAUGUUGCCGAGGGCAUUCUCUCUUACCUAGACAAUGAAUCAUUGGCAGCGGCUGAGCUGGUAUGCAAAGAGUGGUACAGAGUUAUUAGCGAGGGAAUGUUGUGGAAGAAACUAAUAGAACGAAAAGUUCGAACUGAUUCAGUAUGGCGUGGUUUAGCGGAAAGGAGAGGAUGGAUCCAGUACCUGUUUAAGCCACGAUUGGGCGAGAAUCAUCCAAAUCAUGCAUUUUAUCGCAACCUUUUUCCGAAAAUAACCCGCGACAUCAAAAGUAUCGACAACAAUUGGCGCAAUGGUAUCUUCAAUCUUCAACGAAUAAAUUGUCGUAGCGAGAAUUCAAAAGGUGUCUAUUGCUUGCAAUACGAUGACCAGAAGAUCGUUUCAGGCUUACGCGAUAAUACUAUUAAAAUCUGGGAUAGAAAUACGUUGCAGUGUGUCAAGGUUUUAACUGGGCAUACGGGUUCGGUUCUCUGUUUGCAGUACGAUGACAAAGCCAUCAUUUCCGGUUCCUCUGACAGCACAGUUAGAGUUUGGGAUGCAAAUACUGGAGAGAUGGUAAACACACUGAUACAUCAUUGUGAAGCAGUGCUGCAUCUAAGAUUCAAUAACGGGAUGAUGGUUACCUGCUCAAAAGACCGAUCAAUAGCUGUUUGGGACAUGACGUCGCAGACAGAAAUAGCGUUACGUCGCGUUUUGGUAGGCCAUCGAGCAGCAGUUAACGUUGUCGAUUUUGACGAGAAAUACAUAGUUUCGGCGAGUGGUGACAGGACUAUAAAAGUAUGGAAUACAUCGACAUGUGAAUUCGUGCGAACGCUAAGCGGUCACAAGCGCGGUAUCGCCUGUCUGCAAUAUCGUGAUCGUCUUGUAGUUAGUGGUAGCAGCGACAAUACGAUUAGAUUAUGGGAUAUUGAAUGUGGGGCGUGUUUGCGCGUCCUCGAGGGACACGAAGAACUUGUCAGAUGUAUUAGAUUUGAUAGCAAGCACAUUGUCAGCGGCGCUUACGAUGGUAAGAUUAAAGUUUGGGAUUUAGUAGCAGCAUUGGAUCCACGAACAAUUACUACUAACCUAUGUUUACGUACGUUGGUGGAGCAUACUGGGCGCGUAUUUCGGCUUCAAUUUGAUGAGUUCCAGAUCGUUUCAUCUUCUCAUGAUGAUACUAUUCUUAUCUGGGAUUUCUUAAAUUGUAACCAAGAUAAUUCGGGUAGUGAUACUAAUAAUGCUAGUGGAUUUCGUAAUAAUAACGCAACUAUUAACGUUAACCAGUCCGAUACUAGAUCUCCAUCUCCAGCAUUUGAGUGACGCAUCAAUACGAUGAUUCUUUUAUUGUGAUAUAAUUACAAGUGGUUAAAUAGUGAUUUUAAUGUGUUCACGAUAACAUGCGCAAAAUAUGAGGAUAGUUGCAAAGGAUAAAACUUGUUCAGUUUGAGCAACCUCAGUUAUCGUGUUGGAACAAAAAGAUAAAAGAAAGAACUCGGAAAAUGACCAUUUUUUAUAUAAAAAUGGGCAGAGAAAAAAUAAUUUUUCCAAGGUCUCCGAAUAAUCGACUUUCAAUAAACCGGAAAACAUAAAAAUACAGUGAUAACAAUAGCGACGUGCAUUAUAUACAAAAAUACAUCCCAUGGAUGUAAAAAGGACAUAAUAAUCGAGUGUCCAUUUUGGUCCAAUAGAUAUCCAAGGAAGCUUUGUGCUUUAUAUGAUAAAGGUGACCACUUUUUCCUACUGUAACGGGAUGAUAAAGAAUAAAAACAAGUAUAUAAACAAAAAGACUUCUGUAAGACGAAUGAACAUUUUUAAGG